Molecule: messenger RNA, 6166 nt
Organism: Nycticebus coucang (slow loris)
Lineage: Eukaryota; Metazoa; Chordata; Mammalia; Primates; Lorisidae
Gene: SLX4IP
Product: SLX4 interacting protein
Exons: 8
Coding region: 203-1432 (409 amino acids)
Source: RefSeq, a predicted model, not a curated record
GCUGGGAAGGGGGAAGUAAACGUGAAACGUGAACCCUCCAAACUCCUGAAGGUUGGCUGGAGAGCUUGCCGCGUCUUUAGUUGAAUUUCCACAGCUAGGUACUACUCUACAAGUGACCCUGGACAGUAACAAAACAUACAAAAGCACGAACCCAAACCCCGCUAUCAUCAUAGGUCUGAAAUUAUCGAGGAAUCAGUAAGCAAUGGCAUCUAAGAAAUUUGCUGUUAAAUGUGGGAAUUUCGCUGUCCUGGUGGAUCUUCAUAUAUCGCCACAAGGUUCCAACAAAGAUACCAGCUGGUUUUCUGAACAGAAGAAAGAGGAAGUCUGUUUAUUGUUAAAAGAAACCAUCAAUUCAAGAGUUAAGGAAUACUUGGGUGUUCGCAAACAGCACAAGGCAUCAAAUGCAGAAUUCACAAGAUCCAGUCCCUUGUCCUUAAAAGGUUAUGGCCUUCAAAUCACAGCCUACUUCCUCAAGAGAGGGAUACGCCUUCGCUGCCUCUGGGGCACACAGAAUGCUGAACUCCAGGUAUUCCCUGACAGAUUUGUGGUCUGUGUAAGUCAGCUUGCAUUCAGUCAUAAUCAUUUGGCAAGUCAGAGUGAAGAACUGACAGAAGGAGCUCUCCACGGAGUGUCUGAUUACUUUGCUGAGUGUGCAGAGAGUCCGCUUCCUCCCCGUGCAAAGCUCCAGAGAAAUGUCGUGAAAGAAAUUGUGAAAAGAAGUAAAACGAAAAGCAGUAUCAGCAGUACCGUGAGCAAAUCACAGGCCAGCAGAGACAUUGUGGGAACAUCUAGUGACUCCGUGAUUACAGAGAUAGCAAGGAGGAGGAGUGACGGUCAGGCUUCCACCAGUCGCCCGUCAGAAUCCACGGGACAAGCAGAGGAUUACAUAAAGGCAGCUGAGAGUCACUGGGGGCUUCCUGUUCAAAAGCUGGAAAAUGUUAAUCAGCCCCAGCCAGAAGAUACUAGCGGCCAGCACAGACCUCAUUCUGGGGAGUGGCUGAAGACAGGGCUUCUAAGCAGGAGCCUUGUCUGGAGCUGUGAGUCAGCAUCACCAGGUCCAAAACAAAGUCCACGGGUGGCCAGAACACAACAGAAACGCAAGGACCGCGGCUCUGCGGGAGAUUUUGACCACCGCAAGAGAGUUUCUCUUGGAAGUGAUCGAUUAGUCCCAAGAGAAGUAAUAGUGGAAAAAUGCAAAGCUGUCAGCACUUUGCCAACUUCAGAGUUGUCAGAUCCGGGGUUACUUUUGGAACAAGAUUUGGCAAAAACCACCUCCAAGGAGGAGUUGCAUAGUUUGGAAAAUCUCUCCUCCAGAGACAUCUUAGGAAAAAUAACCCAGGGCAGGCCCAGCAAACCGGCUCAGCCACAGACCCUGAAAGACGAUGAAGUUUGUACAAUGCAGAGCAGCCUAACCAAGAAGAGAAAGAAAUAGGUAGAGGCCACUAAUGCUAAAGAGGGUCUCAAAGUCGGAGUCAAGGACACAGUGGCCAAACCUGUGACAAAGGGCCUUGUGCAGAGAUGCUGGGAUUUUAAAGGGAUUAAUUGGAAUGAUUAUUUUAAAUAGAAAGUGUAUAUGUGACUUAGGGUUUAUUUUCAAAGCAGUCACCUCUAGGAGACUACAUGCUUGUUCUAACAACAUUGCUGUAGUCUCAUCAAUAGUUUAUAACUGUCUUCAGAACAUUAUUUUAAUGAUAGAGAGCCGUCCACCUUGUGAGGGACGAGACUGUGUGAGGACUGCAAAAAGAAACAUAUCAUGUGCCCCUCCUUGGCACAUCACUAUGCAGCCCACAUGAUGGGCCUCACCAAGAUGGUGCCACAGUGCUGCAGUGCAUUUCCAGGCAUAGGCUGGGUGCAGUGGCUCACGCCUGUAAUUCUAGCACUCUAGGAGGCCAAGGUGGGUGGACUACUUGAGCUCAGGAGUUCGAGGCCAGCCCGAGCAAGAGCAAGACCUGGUCUCUGCUAAAAAUAGCAACUUAGCUGGACGUUGUGGUGGGUGCCUAUAGCCGCAACUACUCAGGAGGCUAAGGCAGGAGGAUCGCUUAUGCCCAGGAGUUAGAGGUUGCUAUGAGCUGUGAUACCAUGACGCUCUACCCCUGGCAACAGAGUGAGACUCUGCCUCAAAAAAAAAAUCCAGGGAUAAAAUCCAUCUUCCUUCUCCUCAGCAGUGAAGAAAUAGGCCAAUGGUUCUCAACGUGUGAUCCUGGGACCAGCAUCGUUACCUGGAAACAAGUUAGAAAUUCAGGUGAUGGGCCCCACCCCUUUCUGCUAAAUGGCAAAUUCUGGGUGAUUCUGAAACAUGCUUAAGUUUGGGAACCACUGGACGAAGUUAAGACUCUCUAGUGUUGGUUCCCCUAGGUUGGCUGCUGGCCGCUGGCCGCUGGGGCCCCCUGGGAACUUGUGCACCCUCAUGCUCCCUCAGACCUGUAAAACAACUGGGCAUGGUGUAUGAGUCACUCUGUUCCCAAGUUCUGCUACAGCAUGGUGGCCACAGCACCCAAGAAGGUGUCACUAACACUUAAAAUAGAUGUUUACAGAUAAUUUGGCCGAGCGUUAAGGGAAGUCACCAGAGAGGCUAGUGCUUGCAUGACGCGCAGGCAUGUCCCAGCCCCAGCCUUGACCCCUGCAAUUUUGGUUAGGUUUAGGACAGACCAGAACCCAGAGAGAACUCACUGGCUGGAGUUUCCUGUUUCGAACAGGUGCCUUCCCUUUGCAGAGCCACCCACUGUCUCUCAGCUAUGUGACUUGCUGAGAUGUCACAUAGCUCAUUUUGGAUGGAUAGCUAUUAAAAAUUUUCAUAGCCCAUUUCAUCCCGAAAUGGGAAACAACAAUAUUCAAAGGUUAUCCAUCCACGGCAUCUUUUUUGUGCUCAACAUGGGGUGGCUAAGGUAGGAAAAUCAAGUAUAUUCCCUAAAGUGUCGAAGUUAGCCAAAAAAUAACUCAGAAAAUGCCAAGAAGAUAAAAGAAUAUGGAAACAGGUAUAGAACAGGUCCAUGCUUGAGACGGAUUAGUGGCACUCCCACUGCAUUCUGUCCUUCCCCAUGCCUCCUUUUCCCACUUGUAGCAUAGGGUACAACUCAUUAGAAAGCAGCCAUAUUUCAUGACACCAUUUCAGACCGUGAGGUUCAGUUGUCACCAAGCCUGGCUGUGGAUGUAGUAGUUGCUCCUACUUUGGUCCCAGUCUCCCCACCCCCCACAGAAACAUGGCCCUGUCCACUGGUGUCCUUUCCUCUUGCCUCCUCGGAUUUUUUGUUUGCUUCUUUGUUUUUUAUUUAUUUUUUAAAAGAGACAGGGUCUCGCUUUGUCAUCCAGGCCAGAGUGCAGCGACAGCAAUCACAGCCCACUACAUCUUGGAACUCCUGGUCUCAAGAAGUCCCCCUGCCUCAAGCUCCCAAGUAGCUGGAACUACAAUCACACCACCAUGCCCAGCUAAUGUUUUUUAUUUUUUGUAGAUAAAGAGCUUCACUCUGUUGCCCAGGCUAGUUUUGAACUCCUGAGCUCACAUGAUCCUCCUACUUCGGCCUCCCAAAGUACGGAAUUACAGGCAUGAGCCACCAUGCCGCAGCCUCUCCUAGUUUUACUGUUACCGGCUGACUCCAAACAAGGGCUACCAUAGGAGAAGAGGUGGCCUAACAGAAUACUAACCUCAGCAGAGCUGAUUCUGCUUAUACAGUGGAGGUAUACAGUGGACUGCUUAUAUAGUCAGCAAAGAACACAAACCUCCUGGGGACAUGAUCGGACACUGAUUUCCAUGGCUCAUCCGAGGCCCUCUCUUGUGGAGUGACCAGUAUUCUAGGUAUGCUCUUAACUGAAAAGAGGACCAGAUUCAGCAGCAUAUCAUUGAUCUUCUUAAAUGGAAAUAAUUACUGGAACAGUUAACAAACAGGGAGGGCACAAGUAAUAAACCAUGAGACUGGCUAAGAAACAGCUCUCUGAAAGAGUUCAGAAUUAAAAAGACAACUAUACCAGAACAGCAGCUGCUGUGUGCUCCAGAUACUAGAGGCAAUACUGAGCUGGAGCUAAUAGAGAAAGUCUCUAUUGAGAAGAUUUUAUUUCAUGAGUUAACUUCAGCUUGGUGGUUAGGGCCAACACUUGCACUUAUGAUGAUUCUCUUUCAAGAAAAGUCCUGGCUUUAGAAUUUGUUGCAUUUGGGGAAAUAACAUAAAGUUACUGUGAUCUAAGAGGGAAAGUAGCACCUUUGGUUGGAGAUAGAUAUGGUCUUUCUCCCAGCCUUCAUGUAAGAGGAUUUUAGCAGGAUGAACGGGGCAGGGCUCUCAGCUCCCACACUGUGGCAUGUGUUGAGGAAUUUUUCUUUAAGGCUCUUCCUUGCACAUGUCUGCAACACCCCUGGCUCUCUUGUUACUUGAGUGGUUGUGUGAUGCUUUGGUUGUUUGGAAGUAUAAAGAGGAAAAUGAGUGCCCCUUUUUUGUUGUCGUUGCUUUUUAGGUGGGCUAGGAAGGGUUCUCUACUGUUAGGAAUGGUAUCUAUUUUGAUAUUCUUAAUGAUCUUGAUAACUUGGUAUCUGAAAGUCUGAGACUCUGGCAUGACCUGUUCUUAGUCUAAAACAAUAAGUUCUCCAGCCACUUAAUAUCCCAAGUCCAUUUUAUAGUUAAGUUCCUGUAACUGUGAUACUUGGAAGGGAUAUUGAUCCUGUUGUAUUAAUAACUUUGAAUUUUCUAAUUCUCUCAGUGUCAUAGAUUCUAAGCCGUGUCCACGCACUUUCAAACCACAUUUUAAUAGAUUGAUGUUGGUUUCUGUCUUUAAUAUCCAUAAACAAGAGAUGUCAGGGAGCAGCAAGUGUGGUUUUUCUUACACGUUUUCCUAUCUUUGCCAUUGGAGGGUAAGUGUCACCCAGAUAGGCAUAUGAAUUGCGAAAUGCAAAGAGGCCAACGCUUAGGGGGAGGGAGUAAGGGCUGCCCUUCUUUUGUUCACUUAUUUUAAUACUACCGGAAGUAUGGAAAUGUAAUUCAUUUUAUAAAAAGCAAGAAUCAUAAAAGCCCUGUGCUUUUUGAUUUAGGGAGAAUAUAGUUUAUUUCUGAGUGAAAUAUCUCAAAAUACAUCUUGGGGACAACAAUGGAAUUGCAGUGUUAAUUGUUUGCUUUUGGUGUCAUGUUUGGCUUUUAGCAUGGAUUUUAUGUGCCUCAGUGGCCUUUGAUUUCAGGAGGAGCUUGGUGUGGGCAGAACGCAGAAGGGAAGGAAACCUCUUGCCCAAGAGAAUAGCCUGGGCUCACAGUGUCGCCAUUCCUGGUUUCCUUAAAUUCCUUUUUGGCAGGCCCUACUGUAGUAUUUCCACAAAAUUGUCAUGAGUGGCCCUCCUUCGGAGGUACCAAGUGGCUUUCCUAAGAACCAAAAAUUCUCUAUUCAGCCUGCUGUGACUUGAAUGUGGAAAUAAUUUUAAUUUCUUUUAUGAGGAAAUUUCUACACUUGGUUUUUCAAGACAGGAGAGUUCAUUUCUUGUUAUUGAAACACUAAUGAAUUGAAACACGUUGAAGCAAGUAAAAAAUCUAAAUUAAGUUGGUUUCUCUUAAAUAGUUUAAAGCCUUCCUUAGUACAAAAAUAAAUUAAGCAUUGUAAAAUGAAGUUAAUUCAGGUAAUUACUCAGUACAGAAGUUUAACUGUAUAUGUCAUUGGUAUAAUUAAAUUCUCAGAAAUCUGCAGAACUCCUUCUAAUUUGGUUUCUAUAUUUAUCUAACAAGACAUGGAACAAAUGUGUGUCAAUGUGCAGCUUAACAGAGGGGACUUGAGAAAUUAUCCUUAAUUACCUAGAACUACCCAAUACCAGGCUUGAAUUUAAUCGUAUUCAAAUAAGUUUCAUUUUGCAACCUAUUACCAUAUGUCAUAUUAUCUUAUAAUCGCCAUUAUCGAUCCUUAUCAAAAAUUUUGACUUGCUUAAGCAAAAAUAAUUCAAGCUGUACAUUUGACCCUAAAGCAUCCGAUCAGGUGACUAAAGGUGUGAGUUUGACAAAUCCCAGAAUAACUUUCUUUAAUCAAGCUAAAAACCUGAACAUUGAGGAGUCACUCAGACAGCUUUUCUCUCCACUGACCUUGUCUUUGCAUUUUAAACAAUUUGAAUAGUUUUAAGUUGUUGUACCUGCCUAGGAUAUGAAACUACCACGUGAGCCCAUGUAGUGGAAACAGACCUGUGUUAUUAAUAAAGAGCAAAAUUGUU